AUGGUGGGCCCGCUCUCGUCAGCCUUGCUGCUGUGUCUCCUGGCCAGCCUUCACCAGGUUUCAGCCCAGUGUGAUUUCUUACUCAAGUGCACCAAAUGCUGUGGUGACAGAUGCUGCGAACAUGAGGAUGUCGUCCCCAAACCCUUGAUAAUCCUCAUCUUCAUAUUGUUGCUGCUCAUCAUGUUGGUCCUGACCGAGUAUCUCUGUGGAAAUUGCAAGCCUUUAGAGAACUCGAGCCCUCCUGUGCAGUAUGUGGAACCAAUCUCAGUCCUGUCCUCUGGUGACCUACCACAGGAGACCAGUAUAUACACUUCUGAGCUCCUGCCCCCCUACAGUGAGAUUGUGCAGAUGCCCUUUAUGGACCUACCCCCCCUAGAACCACCCCCACCCUACAGCGCCAGACCUGAAGAACAUCCUGGGGUCCCUAAAGACAUAACAACACUGCCUUCUGAGCCACACACUCACCAAUGA
This is a messenger RNA of Elephantulus edwardii (Cape elephant shrew), 471 nucleotides long. RefSeq names its product transmembrane protein 92-like. NCBI's taxonomy places the organism in Eukaryota, Metazoa, Chordata, Mammalia, Macroscelidea, Macroscelididae. The record is from RefSeq and is a predicted model, not a curated record. The transcript has a single exon. Bases 1 to 471 code for a protein of 156 amino acids. Gene Ontology annotation, cellular component: nucleoplasm.